Messenger RNA from Peronospora matthiolae, 387 nucleotides. NCBI's taxonomy places the organism in Eukaryota, Oomycota, Peronosporomycetes, Peronosporales, Peronosporaceae. The record is from the annotation of a GenBank genome assembly.
AUGGUCCCUCGCAUUGAACUUGCAGCUACAUCGGACCUCAAGGAUUUCCACGGAAAUGAUCAAGACGAGGACCGAGCACGCAGUUGGUCGACCGCGGUGAAAACCGCGUUCACGAGAGAUCAAGCGCCCGAAGAUGAAAAGUGUCUUGUCUUCGGUGGAUUGCUAACUGGACCAGCUCAAAACUGGUAUCGCCAACUGGGUCGCUCGGCUCGAUCAAGCUGGAAGGAUCUCCUACAAGAGUUCCGAUGCAGUUCUGUGGUUAGGGAGCGCCAGUUGCUCGCCAACACUACCAUGCGAAGAAGAGGUCAGGACGGACCGCACAAGGUACAAAAGGAACACGUCCAGCACUACAUCGAGACUUUAGACGAACCGAAACUGGCGGACUAG